Podospora anserina S mat+ is the source of this 342-nucleotide messenger RNA. RefSeq lists its product as uncharacterized. Bases 1 to 342 code for a protein of 113 amino acids. The transcript has 2 exons. NCBI's taxonomy places the organism in Eukaryota, Fungi, Ascomycota, Sordariomycetes, Sordariales, Podosporaceae. The record is from RefSeq and is a predicted model, not a curated record.
AUGUGUUUGAUAUUCACGUGUGGCGAACACACGUUCCGCAAGGAAGUCGAAGGGUACGAAGGAAUCGUCUGCCGCUGCCACAACUGCGGCAACUACUCGGCCUCUGUCAUCAAGUCGCAUCCCUGGUUUACCUUUUGCUUUGUGGUAUGUUUUUCCCGUCAUCCCUCUUUCCAUGAAGGGCUACGAAGAUGUCAGCUGCCGGGUGUGCAACUAUUCGCAGCCGCUUUCGCACCGGCAGGAUGUUCAGCAGAUGCGCGGGGGAGGGGGGCAGGGGAUACCGAUGCAGCCUCCGCCUCCCGGGCAGGGGAAUCAAGGAUGGGGACAUGGGCCACCGCCGCCUAA